CCCUCACUGGCUGAUUUCUCGGUUUUCGAUGAUACGGUUACUUCUUUCGAAUGCAUCGGCGCAUCAGGCACUCCUCAUGUGCAGGGCGCGAGAAGGCUACCUCCUCAACUCAGACGACAAUCUUCCAGCGACCCAACUUGAAGGCUCUGAAUCGAUACUGACUAGUAGAGCAAACUUGAACCCGAACUUUUCUGGGCUACCAUGGCAGAUACCAUCUCCAUCACCGCUAUUGCUGUUGUUUUAGUCCUCCUUGUGCUCUUGUUACGGUCCCUUCGAGGUCCUCAGCCACUCAUCCGCGGCCCGCCACGCGAUUCUCUCAUCGCUGGAAACCUCGCGCAGCUGUUCUCACCAGGCGGAAUGGAGUAUCACGAAGGGUUCACGAAAGAGUAUGGAAACGCUCUGGAGAUAUAUGGGUUAUUCGGGGAGAAGCAAUUCUUCAUCUCGGAUGCUCAGGCCAUUUCCACGAUCCUCAAUAAUCCUGAUACUUUUCAUGAGACCAAAGCGUUCCGGAGCAUCGCGCGUCUGAUCUUCGGGUCUAGUCUUUUCGCCGCUACUGGCUUUGACCAUAAGAAACUUCGCCGAACACUCAAUCCCGUCUUCGCCACCCGCCACAUCCGAGAUCUUCUUCCCAUAUUCCACGCUAUCGCUCGUCAACUUCAAACUGGCCUCCUUGAAGACAUUCGGUCACGCGCAUCUGCUUCCCAUCGCCAUUCUAAGUCGGCAUCUUCGGAUGUUGGGCGUGAGAAGGUGCUGUCCGCCGAACUUAACGUGCUCGACUGGGUCUUGAGGACGGCAUUGGAUUUGAUUGGGCUUGGGGGUUUGGGUUAUGAUUUCGGGGCGUUAAAGGGUACACACGAUCCUUACAGCGAGACGGCUAGGCACCUCCUGCCAACCGUCUCCGAGGUCAGCUUUAUCACGCCUUUCCUCCACAUUCUCAUGAAGUUCGGAUCUGCAUCAUUUCGUCGCCUUCUGGUUGGGAUGAUCCCCAUCCCGGCGGUCCGGAGGUUCAAGGAGGUGGUUGAUGUUAUGGAUGAGACAGCAAAUCGUGUUUACUGGAAGAAGAAGGAGGCGGUGUCGAAGCUUUUGACGGAGGAGGAUAAUGCUGAGGCGAUGGCAGAGUUGAAGGAUGUUAUGAGUCUUACUCUGGCGUCGAACAUGCAGAAUCCGCGCUUGACCGAUGAAGAAUUAGUCGCCCAAAUGAGCACAAUGAUCUUCGCCGCCCUAGACACAACAUCCGGCGCUAUCGUCCGCACCCUGCAACUUCUGUCGACCCGUCCUGCCAUUCAGGACCGUCUCCGGAACGAGCUAACGGAAGCUAAAGCAGCUAAGAGUGGCGAGGAUCUGGAUUUCGAUACGUUGGACGGACUGCCCUACCUUGAUGCAGUUUGUGCUGAGGUUCUUCGUCUACACCCGCCUGUACCGUUCAUGUCUCGGACGUCUCAAACGCCCUUCGUUCUACCAUUGGCAACACCCGCCCCUGCCUCUCGCUCGAAAGAAGCAUCACAUCUCAACGCCCUUCCUCUCCCUGCUGGAACGACAGUCUACCUAUCAAUCCAGGGGGUGAACCGCGACCCGAAUAUUUGGGGACUGGAUGCGGAUGAGUUCAGGCCAGAUAGGUGGCUGGUGGAUGACGAUACCGACGCAGACGCUAGUGCGAAUGAUAGAGAGGCCGAUAAGGAAAGGCUGAGGAAGGCGAAGAAAGAGGUUCCGAGUCUGUGGAGCUCUGUAUUGUCGUUCUCCGCCGGACCCAGAGGAUGUAUCGGGUUCAAGUUCGGAUUAGUCGAAAUGAAGGUCGUCCUGUCAACCCUGCUCCCCUCCUUCCGGUUCAAACCAUCGGACACCGAGAUCGAAUGGCACCUCAGUUUGACGCAGGCACCACAUGUGGACAUGGAGGGGAAGAAGGUUCCCGGUUUGCCGUUGGUCGUUGAAGUCAUUGAGGCUUAGUCAACCUCUUCUCCGUGCAACGCCCAUAAUCUAUUGGAGCGAGUACUACUCUGUUUUCCAUAAAAUUGUCUAAUGCAGUCCUCUCA
This is a messenger RNA of Stereum hirsutum FP-91666 SS1, 2030 nucleotides long. Its product is annotated as cytochrome P450. The transcript has 11 exons. The record is from RefSeq and is a predicted model, not a curated record. Lineage: Eukaryota; Fungi; Basidiomycota; Agaricomycetes; Russulales; Stereaceae. Bases 202 to 1944 code for a protein of 580 amino acids. Gene Ontology annotation, molecular function: monooxygenase activity; oxidoreductase activity, acting on paired donors, with incorporation or reduction of molecular oxygen; iron ion binding.